AUGCAAACUCUCAAGCAUAUGUGGAAACAUCCAACGUCACAACUAUCUGAGUUUGCCGUUUCCCCACCAGACAUCAAAAUCUUCACACCGAGCAGUCAUGAAAUGCUAAACGAGCUGACAGUUCACAUUAUCCCUAAAUUAUGUCGAGAAGAUGUCUCAGAUAUUCAACUCGAAUAUCGUUCCUUCCAAGUGUUUCCCGGAGAAGAAGAAUCCAGUUGGAAAACUGUAAGCGCCGUCGCAAAAACGUUGAAGGACACCAAGACGAGCCUUAUUUUUGGUUGCAAGCACUUCUCGGACCCCGGCUAUUAUCGUGUGUCAAUUCGACUCUCACUGGUCAAUUAUACGGUGCAGGCUGACAAAUGGAUAGUGGUAAAUCGAACGAAUCAAAACGCUUUGAGAUUACGUGAAGACAGUAUCUUCCCACAUUGUCAAUCAGAUUACACAAUUGGUUGGAACUUAGCUGAAUGCUCGAUGGAUCAUUUACACUAUCGGCUCCGAAUUCUGGCGGUACCUGAAGGAGCAAAGAAUCAUGAUGAUGGAGCAGUAUAUAUCGAGGAAAUUGCAAUCGCUCCGGAAAUGAAUUCUCUGAAAAUCAGCUGCUCCCAAUUUGAUAUCAUCCAUGAGAAGUAUUGCUUUGAAUUAGUAUCUGUCAACCGGAAUUCUUCAGUUUCUCACACGUGGCAUAGUGUAUGUGUCAGUACAGAACCAGUUGAAAGGAAGGUCGGAGGAUGGUCGGCAUGGAGCGAAUGGAGUGCUUGCUCAGAAACUUGUGGUAUGGGGAGACAGCGAAGAGUACGAUUCUGUAAUGAACCAGUUCCAAAAAGAUCUAAAUAUUGUGACGGACCACUGAUUGAAACACAGGAAUGCAUGCUUGCAAAGUGUCCAGAAGCAAUGAUGCCACAAAGUCUGUCCACAAACUGCUCGUGUGGAUGUGCAUUGUCAUCUGAAGCAAGUUCAUUUUUUGCGUCUUCAAGGCAUAGUAGGAUGUGCGAAGGAAACCAAACUUGGACUCUUCCGAAAAUGGAUGGAUUCAAGAUUUCAGAUUUCACUGUGAAAAAGCAAGGAGAGGCAAAAGGAAAACUGUUUUUCUUCCUCAGAGCUCCAUAUCAGGAAUUGGUUUGGUCUUCUGAUUCUCAUCAAGAAUACCAGUUCUCUCUUCCAAUGUCUGCACCAAUAUUCGUAGUUCUUUGGAGUAAAAGUAACGACACUGCAAGACUGAAACAGAUUGAUGAUGGUUUCACCGUGUCGUAUUCUGUUAGAGAUGCUGAUUCUUCACCUACCGUUGCCAAAAUCAAUUCUUGUCAACCUUUCUGUCCGGAAACUAUGGCCAUAGCUAUCAUGGCUAUCAUAUUCAUAUGCAUCAUAUUCAUACCUCCAUUGGUAUGUGCAGCGGUAACAGCGUCCCUGAGAAGAAAUACAAGUCCUGAAGUUCCACUGAUUGAUAACAAAUAUGAUUCCGAGAUGAUUCGCAGUGGGAACACAGAAAGUACUCAUGUCAGUUCAAGGAACUAUGUCGCCAAACGUAGCAUUGGAAUUCAACUCAGUGUUCAGAGCACUCCUAGAACUGCUCGUGCCUGUUUAUCCCAUGAAUCUCCACUUCCACCACGUGGCCAAUCUUCUCUUAGCGAAUGUGAUGAACUCGAGUAUGAUUAUUAUGAUGGUACAACAUUUCCGGGUAGUUUUUUGGCACCAGUGCAAGACGUUAUGUAUUCGCAGAUUGAUAUUGAUCAGAUUAUUGGACAAUCGGAGCUCUUCAUAAAUAGUGCCGAGAAAGCAGAUGUUCACACUCAAAUUUAA
Molecule: messenger RNA, 1797 nt
Organism: Caenorhabditis remanei
Lineage: Eukaryota; Metazoa; Nematoda; Chromadorea; Rhabditida; Rhabditidae
Exons: 13
Coding region: 1-1797 (598 amino acids)
Cellular component (GO): cell periphery
Source: RefSeq, a predicted model, not a curated record